Molecule: messenger RNA, 3108 nt
Organism: Colletotrichum costaricense
Lineage: Eukaryota; Fungi; Ascomycota; Sordariomycetes; Glomerellales; Glomerellaceae
Product: glycosyl hydrolase family 35
Exons: 7
Coding region: 1-3108 (1035 amino acids)
Biological process (GO): carbohydrate metabolic process
Cellular component (GO): vacuole
Molecular function (GO): beta-galactosidase activity
Source: RefSeq, a predicted model, not a curated record
AUGAGGCCGUCUCUAUUCUCCAUCGCCUCGCUAGGCCUCGGGCUAUGCUCCGCCGCAUCCGUGGCGAGCAGCCUCGCCGCAGGAGUUCGUUCGUCUCUCGCUCUCGCUCCCGUAGUAAGAGUCCUGGACGAAAAGAGAGACCAGCUCCAGGACAUCGUGACAUGGGACGAGCGCUCGCUCUUCGUCCGCGGCGAGCGGGUCAUGAUCUUCUCGGGCGAGAUCCACCCUUUCCGCCUGCCCGUCCCGUCGCUGUACCUCGACGUCUUCCAAAAGGUGAAAGCCCUUGGCCUCAACACGGUCUCCUUCUACGUCGACUGGGCGCUGCUUGAGGGCAAGGCCGGUGACUUCACCGCCGAGGGCGUGUUUGAUCUCCAGCCCUUUUUCGACGCCGCGACCAAGGCGGGCAUCUACCUCAUUGCGAGGCCCGGCCCGUAUAUCAACGCAGAGGCCUCUGGCGGUGGGUUUCCGGGUUGGUUGGCGAGGUUGAAGGCGAAGCUGAGGACUUCGGACCCCGAGUUCCUUUCUGCAACGGACAACUACAUGGCAAAUAUUUGCGGCAUCAUCGCCAAGGCCCAAAUCACCAACGGUGGCCCAGUCAUACUCUUCCAGCCAGAGAACGAGUACACCAACUUCGAAGACGGCAGUAGUGCCGAUGGGCCGUACUUCCAGUAUGUCAUCGACCAGGCUCGCAAAGCUGGGAUUGUCGUUCCCCUUAUCAGCAACGACGCCAAAGCAGCGGGCCACAAUGCACCGGGAACGGGUGUAGGCGCCGUUGAUAUUUAUGGCUUUGAUGCGUACCCGCUUGGAUUUAACUGUGCAAACCCGAAUACGUGGCCGGAUAACGCUCUACCAACCACCUACCACGCACUACACUUGCAAACAAGUCCAAGCACGCCUUUCACGAUUCCAGAGGUAGGCCUGCAAAGGAGCAAUAGAGAGACGUUAGCUUACUCGUUGCAGUUUCAAGGAGGUUCCUUUGACCCCUACGCUGGGCCUGGGUUCGAAAAGUGUGCGGCGUUGGUUAAUCACGAGUUUGAGCGCGUAUUUUACAAGAACAACUUUGGAGCUGGUGUCACUAUAUACAAUAUUUAUAUGAUCUUCGGAGGCACCAAUUGGGGUAACUUGGGGCAUCCGGGAGGAUACACGUCGUACGAUUACGGCUCCGCAAUCACGGAAGAGAGAACUGUCUCGAGGGAAAAGUACUCUGAGCUGAAGCUCGAGGCACAGUUCUUAAAAGUUUCGCCCGCAUACCUGAUUGCAACGCCUGGAAACUUGACCGUCGGUGUAUACAGCGCAACUCCAGACAUCACGGUAACACCUCUGCUAGGUAACGGGAACGGCUCGUUCUUCGUGGUGCGGCACGGCAACUACAACAGUCUUGCAACGACCGAUUACACGCUUCGUCUGCCCACGUCGCAAGGAACCAUCACGAUCCCGCAGUCCCGCGAUCUGCUGCAACUUACCCGCCGUGACUCGAAGAUAGUUGUCACGGAUUACCCGGUUGGGAACACGACUAUGUUGUAUUCGACAGCGGAGAUCUUUACCUGGAAACAGUACAAGAACCAGACGGUUCUUGUCGUUUACAGUGGACCUGGCGAGACGCACGAGAUAGCGAUCAAAUCGACCACGACGCCUGUCCUCGUUGAGGGCACCAGCGUUGAUCACAAUUAUGUGAACAACACUCUGCUUUUGGCAUGGGAAACAUCAAGCACUCGACGGGUAGUGAAGGUUGACAACCUGGUCAUAUACAUUUUGGACCGCAACUCGGCAUACAACUACUGGGUGUCAGAUAAGCCCAGCGGAAGCCAACCGGCGUACGGCACGUCCAUUAUGAAUCCAGACUCUCUCAUCGUCAAUGGCGGGUACUUGGUAAGAUCGAUCUCGAUACAGGAUGGCACUCUUAGAGUCCAGGCGGACUUCAACCGUACCACUGAGAUAGAGAUCAUUGGCGUCGAGCCGGAAGUCACCAAGCUGGAAGUCAACGGCAAGCAACUGGACCACACAACGAACAAUCUAACCAACUGGAUCGCGAAUCCAGCCUUCGCGGGUGCCGCACCCACCGUACCGGACCUCAAAUCACUCAACUGGACCUUCAUCGACUCUCUCCCUGAGAUUCGCGCAGGCUACGAUGACUCCGCGUGGCCUCUCGCCGACCACAAAACCACAAACAACACAAUCGCCAACCUCACAACCCCCGUCUCCCUCUUCGCCUCAGACUACGGCUUCCACGCCGGCACGCUCGUCUUCCGGGGCUACUUCACCUCAACUGGCACAGAAGACAAGCUUGACAUCACAACCCAGGGCGGCUCCGCCUUUGCGAGCUCCGUCUGGCUCAACGACACCUUUAUCGGCUCAUUCGCCAACGGACCUGACGCCGCGGGCGAUAAUGCCUCCAAUUACACCCUGGCCAACCUCACCGCGGGCGCAACGUAUGUUCUGACCGUCCUCGUCGACACUACUGGCCUGGAGGAGAACUUUGUCAUCCCUGCGGACGUGAUGAAAACCCCGCGCGGGAUCAUGGACUACAGCAUCACGUCCCCCUCCGGCGCCCAAACGAACGUCACGACGUGGAAAAUUACGGGGAAUCUCGGCGGCGAGGGCUACGCCGAUAGGGCUCGCGGCCCGUUGAAUGAGGGCGGGCUCUUCAUUGAGCGCCAGGGCUAUCACCUCCCGUCUCCACCCGAAUCGGCGCUCAACACACAACGCUCGCCAUUCGAAGGGACAGAUGUGCCCGGUGUGGCAUUCUACGCCGCGAAACUGGAUCUGCAAAUCCCCGCUACGGACCUCGACGUGCCCCUCUCCUUCGUCUUUGACGACAUCGCAGCGUCAAACGGAACGGGUGCGUACCGCGCCAUUCUGUACGUGAACGGGUUCCAGUACGGGCGGUACGUGAGCAAUAUCGGUCCGCAGACCAGGUUCCCCGUGCCCGAGGGCAUACUCCGGUACCAGGGGACCAACUACAUUGGUCUGGCCGUCUGGGCACUCGGCAACGUUGGAGCUCGCGUGCAGAACUUCCGACUCGAUGUCGGCGAGGUGGUGACGACUGGUCGCGAAGAGGUCAAGGUUGUUGAGGCGCCAGCUUGGAGUCAGCGGGCGGGUGCAUAUUAG